UAUGUAACACAUGUAAACCAGUGUAAACUCAAAAACAUCAGUGUUAAAAACAAGAAAAAUUUACAUAUAUUACUCAUUUUAUUUAUUUUAUUGAAUAAAAGUUGAAUGUAAAUUAUAAUUAUUGAUAACGGAAAUUAUUUUAAUUGAUUAUUUUCGAAAAAAUAGUGGUAAAUUUUUUGUGUGAUUGCAAAUUGUAAAUCUUGUAAAUCUUAACCCAAAAAUUACUAUUUGUCAACAAUAGACUUUAAAAAUUGAUGAUAAAAAGCAGGAAAUUAAUUCACUAAUUAAUUAGAAUUUUACGUAUUAAUUCUGUAAGUGUAUCAUUUUAAUUGAACAUCAAUUUUUGCAAAGUGCAAAACCGGUGUUAUACAUAACCUCACUUACGUAAUUUCAAGGGCAUUGAGAGUGACUUAUAUCCAAAUAAUUCAAGGCUUUCAAAAUUUCAAGACGCAAAUUUGUUAAUUUUCUUUCAAUGAUUUUUAGUUUUGUUAUUUGAUUAUAAUUUUUUAAGAAGCACAUUCUAUAAAAAAGCGCAGUUAUGUCUAGACGAUUGACUUCCGAUAUAGUUGGUACACUUCGUGGUGCUAAAUUGGUGGUUGAUGCAAUUUUAAAACAACAGGAGAAUUGUGUAAAACAUUCACUUAAAAACUCCAGUGUGGUAUCGGCAGCUGAAGAAAAUCUAAAGAAUUUAAAGCAGAAAUUAAGUAACAUAGAUCCAAGUAAGGUUCCCCAAACAGUCGCCAAGGAAACCAGAGAACUUCUAGAACGAAUUCUCGUCGUUGAAGAAGGCUUUGUUCAGUACUCGAAAGUUAAGACCACAGAAGCUCUGGGCGGAACAAUAAAUUAUGAAUCAAAUUACACAGGGAAAAAAUUAGAAUUCUAUGAUCCUGCAAAAGAUCCAAGAGAAGUGCCUCUGAAUAAUAAUAAUAGAACCGAACAGACAGUUGAAAAUGUUAGUAAAUCGGGAAAAGAAAAAAAAGAAGCUUCAGGCAAACCGACAAAAUAUUCAAGUGUCAAAGAGAAAAUAGAGAAAAUAUCAAAAUCGAGUAACGAGGUACCGAACAUUGAACUCUCGGAUAAGGAGCAGAAAAUUUUAAGAAAACUCGAACUUGAACAUGAGAAAAAGAUCCAACAACUAAAUCCUGAUGGCAGUGGGACAAGAGAAGAAAAAUUGACACACGAGCAAAAGAAGAAAAUUGAUGAAGAUACUCAGAAGAGUAAUAAAGAUGAACAAAAGACAAAAAAUGUUGAUAAAAAUUCUAAUCAACAGGAAAGUAGUGAGAAUAUGACAAUGAAACCAAAGAUUAAACCUUCGAUUAAACCUAGACAGACUCUUUCGGCAACUUCCAAGGAACGGAAAGUUCCGUCAACGAGAUUACAAAGAAUGAUGAGUUUUGGCACACUUGGCGUAGGCCUUGGUGUUGGAACUCUAGCCGAAUAUACUCGCAGAACAUUUAAAAUUAAGGAUCAAAGUGUUGGAGAAACUCUCGAUACUAUGUUUCUAACUAAAGCCAAUGCAGAAAGAAUUGUUUCAACAUUAUGCAAAGUUAGAGGAGCCGCAUUAAAAAUCGGACAGAUUCUUAGUAUUCAGGAUAAUAAUAUAAUCAGUCCCGAAUUGCAAAAGGCUUUCGAACGUGUGAGACAAAGUGCCGACUUUAUGCCGAAAUGGCAGGUGGAGAAAGUGUUGUCCAGUGAAUUGGGUUCUGACUGGAGGAGUAAAUUUUCGACAUUUGAGGAUAAACCUUUUGCAGCAGCUUCAAUAGGUCAAGUUCAUCACGCAACAUUGUUAAACAAUCAGCCAGUGGCUAUAAAAAUUCAAUAUCCUGGAGUCGCGUUGGGAAUUUCAAGUGACAUUGAAAAUUUAGUUGGAGUAAUGAAGGUAUGGAAUAUGUUUCCUCAAGGAAUGUUUAUCGACAACAUUGUAGAAGUUGCGAAACGAGAACUCGCCUGGGAAGUUGAUUAUAUUCGAGAAGCUGAAUGUGCGAGGAAAUAUAAAAAAUUUGUCGAACCUUAUCCUGAGUAUCAUGUUCCUGCUGUUGUAGAUGAAAUUAGUACAAGUCAAGUUUUUACUAGUGAACUAGUGGACGGAAUUCCGGUUGAUAAGUGCGCAGACAUGGACGAAGAGACACGAAAACAUAUUUGUAAAUUAAUAAUGGAGCUUUGUUUGAAGGAACUUUUUGUUUUUCGUUACAUGCAAACUGAUCCCAAUUGGUCGAAUUUCUUUUACAACACGGAGACGAGACAAUUAAUUCUUCUCGAUUUUGGCGCAUGUAGAAGUUAUGAAAAACCGUUUAUGGAUAAAUACAUAGAAGUAAUCAAUGGAGCAAGUGAAGGUGACAGGCAAAAGGUUCUAAAUCUUUCACGAGAAAUGGGAUUUUUGACUGGAUAUGAAUCGAAGAUCAUGGAAGAAGCACACGUCGAUGCGGUUAUGAUUCUAGGUCAAGUUUUUGAUAAAGAGAGUGAAUAUUUCGACUUCGGAGGUCAAGAAGUAACUAAACGAAUACAGAAACUUGUUCCCACGAUUGUAAAUCACAGACUCUGUCCGCCGCCAGAAGAAAUUUACAGCUUGCAUAGAAAGUUAUCUGGCGUCUUUCUACUCUGCGCUAAAUUGAAUGUCAAAAUCAAUUGUCGCGACAUGUUCCGCAAAAUUUAUUCAAAUUAUAAAUUUGGAUAAUAAUCGAUACACAGAGAACUAAUUAACAAAACCGGUGCCUUUUACCUCAGCUAGAUUAAAGAAAAGAAAAAAGUGUAAGUGAAAUUAUUUUGCUACUAAUUAACUCUUUAUCAGUGGUGCUUAGAUUAAAUAAUACUUUUUCUUAUUUUUCGAAAAUAUUGCGAAAAUACUCUAUUUUUUUUAGGAUCAGUGUUAGCGAUCUAGAAAAUUGUCGACGAUAUUUUGUAGAAUUUUAUUACUCAGUGGUAAUGCUGAUUUUUGAUUAUGAUUUUUUUUUUAUCAAGAAUGACUAUACAAAGAUAAAGAAGAAAAAUUUAUUUAUUCUUUUUCUGUAAAUAGAGAGAAUUAUUCGUAAUAUUAAU
Molecule: messenger RNA, 3036 nt
Organism: Leptopilina heterotoma
Lineage: Eukaryota; Metazoa; Arthropoda; Insecta; Hymenoptera; Figitidae
Gene: Coq8
Product: atypical kinase COQ8B, mitochondrial
Exons: 12
Coding region: 539-2674 (711 amino acids)
Biological process (GO): ubiquinone biosynthetic process
Cellular component (GO): extrinsic component of mitochondrial inner membrane
Molecular function (GO): kinase activity
Source: RefSeq, a predicted model, not a curated record